Messenger RNA from Synchiropus splendidus (mandarinfish), 3258 nucleotides. It is a transcript of the gene cdhr5a, whose product is annotated as cadherin-related family member 5a. Gene Ontology annotation, molecular function: cadherin binding; calcium ion binding. The transcript is spliced from 14 exons. The record is from RefSeq and is a predicted model, not a curated record. Bases 61 to 2124 code for a protein of 687 amino acids. NCBI's taxonomy places the organism in Eukaryota, Metazoa, Chordata, Actinopteri, Syngnathiformes, Callionymidae. Gene Ontology annotation, cellular component: catenin complex; membrane; adherens junction. Gene Ontology annotation, biological process: cell morphogenesis; cell-cell junction assembly; adherens junction organization.
GUACCACCGACUCCUCUUCCUGCCCAAGGACUCAUUUGUUGCUGCCUCUGGAAUCAGGACAUGGAACUUCAAGUGAAACCUCUGAGUGUUGUCCUUGGAUGGUUUAUCUGCCUGUAUGCGGUGUGUGCCGGUCAAAGACUUUGCACAGUUCCUCCUGGUCCGGUGACGGUGGCAGAGAAUAACACGGCCGACGUGCAGCUGGUGAAAAUCGUUUCCAACAGCGACGUUGUCCUGACUGUGGUGGUGAACCCUGAGGACCUCUUCUACCUGAAGGGAAAUGCACUGAUGGUCAAGAGAGGAGUCGACUAUGAGUCGCUGUCUGCAGCGACUCUGUUGGUGUGGGUGCAGUGCAGCAAACCAGGCUCCAAAUCAGUGAACGAGUCAGUGGAAGUUUUAGUUGAAAAUGUCAACGACAACCCUCCGAACUUCGAUCAAAACCACUACAUAGUCGAAGUGAACGAGCUCACUGCAGUCAAUUCCAGUGUGGGACUAAUCGAAGCCACUGACAUUGACUCAAACCCCCUCUACUACCGCCUGGAGCCAGCCACAGAUAAAUAUUUCCGCCUGGAGAACAUCAACAGCCCAAGGCUCCUUGUCAAAAGCAUCAUAGAGUACGACGUGGUGCAGAAGAUCUCUUUGGUUCUGCAUGUGCAGGACACCUUUAACGGUUCGGCCUCCAACAAGCCCUUCUUCACCUCGGUGGCCACCAUCACGGUGCUUGUGAAAGAUGUGGACAACAGGCCACCGUGGUUCCAACCCUGUGUCCGGACAAAUUUAGGCAUCGCAAAGUUGUGCGUGAGCUCGGGAUACAGAGGGAGAGUCAACCUGACUGAGAAGGAGGAAGGGCCGUUGGUUCUGGAGCCUGGGCCAGUGUUUGCCAGGGAUGGAGACAAAAACAGGAGUGAGCAGAUCAGCUACAGAAUAUUGCGAGGGAAUGAAGGAAACAUUUUCCAGAUUGAUGAGGAGACUGGGAACAUCAGCAUGGCAAAAGCUGCUGACAUCAUCGGGCCCAUCACUCUGACUGUUCUGGCUUCACAGGUCACCAACAGAGAUCAGUUCGCAGUGACUCAGGUCACCAUGGAGGUGAUGAAGAAGAGCAGAAACCCUCCUCGUUUUGAGAGGGAGCGAUAUGAAGGAUUCAUCUACAGCAACUCGGUGCCUGAGAGUAUGAUUCUGAGGGACCGCAACACCUACCGGCCAUUCAGGGUCAGAGCCAGGGACGAGGACUUUGCUAGCGGUGUGAAUCCUGACGUGAAGUAUGAGGUUCAGUACAGCAGCUACGUCAAUGUCACCUCAGAAGGUUUCGUGAUUCUGAAGAGAGUCGUGAAGACGGAGUCAUUUGCUCUGCAGAUCAGAGCAGUGGACUCCACCACCGGCGAGUUUGGAACGGCUGCUCUCUCAGUGCAGGUUAUUCCAGCCGACACUGCUGCGUCCCCGUCAAACGUGGGCUACCGCGCAGGUGACAUGGCGCUGCUGGGGCUGGUGAUGGCUGCCUUGCUGGUCCUCUGUCUGAUCGUGAUCGGCUUCUUGAUUUCCCGUUUGUGGAAGGUCAACGCCGGCGUGGACAAACUGUGUGAGUGCCUGAGCCCCUGUCUCUCGAGCCGCCCACGGAUGGGCCACAGAGACUCCCUUCAGUACACCAAUGACGGCUACCAGAAUGAGGCAGAGGGCAGCCGGGAGGGAUCCGUACGCUGGAAUAACAUGCCGAGACGGAGCACCUUCCCUCAGUCGCAGGGCAGAGUCAAUCCUCGCCACUGCUCCUCCUGUGGAGGCUUCUCAAACCACGUGCCAAGAGGCAGCCCCUCUGUCAGGCCCUUCAGGAGGGGCAGAGGUGACGGGGAUGAGUAUGAUUUUAAGGCAACCAGGCAGAAGAGGAAGGAGGGGCAGAAGACCGUGUGGUUCAAACAGAUUGAGGAUUCCUCAGACAUCGAGGUGGAAAUAAUCCCAGACACGGUGGGACGAGUGGAGGAGGAGACGCAGGAGGAGCUGGAGGGAGAGGUGGAGAUGGAGCCUGUCAGGGACCCUGCAGCUCCUCAAAGGGAGCCAGAAGAGGAAAACUCGGAGGCUGCAGAGGAGCAUGGAUCAACCAGCAAUGAGAAGCAAGGUGAGAGAGAGGAAGCCUGACAGCAGCGGUCGGAGCACUGGUCAUGAAGCUGAGCAAAAAUGACUCCUGGAGUGACCUCAAGAUGGCAGGUGUUUUUUAAAGAUCAAACCAAUAUAACAUGUUUUAUACAGUUUACUAGCAAGAGCUUUUCUCACUGGCACUCCUGGUGACUGUGAUAUGAACUCUUAAACUGUGUUUUUAUUGUUAUUGUUAUUGAAACUACAGAGGCAUACAACUGUGGCUGAGAAGAUGAAUCUAUACGAAAAUUGUUUAGAGGUUCUCCUGCACACUGUACAAGCUGACAUACGACUGGGGCCCUUUUUGUUCACUAACUUUUUUUCAUAGAGAUAUAAAUAGAAGUUUGAGUUGAAUCCAGAAAGUCAGGAAAUUAUCUUAACAGGCAAAAGAGCAGCACAGAGUUGUUAGCGUUGAUGGCAAGGCUUCUACUUGCUAAUGCUACUAUUUUUCAUUAGUCACCCUGAGACUGAGCUGCUCAAUCGACUGCAGAGGCUUUAUUUGCUUUUGGAGUGACCUUAAACAAAUAAUUACUCCAGAUUCAAUUUGUUUAAAUUCAUUAACUGCCCUGUCCUUUUAAUUUCCUUUUUAAUAAUAGACAGUUCGCUCUGGCAAGUGCUGUUUUACCAAAACUCAUUACUCUCCAACAUCAUUAAGAAUUGUGAUUUAAACAUGACUGAUAAACCUCCAUGCCUAAAGUUGUCUGGGAAAUCCAUAACAGAGAGGACUUUGAGGUUUUAUCACCUCUGUCUGACAGAACCACGGGAGCUCCAUCAUCUCUCUCUCACUUUUGCUUCAACAGCAGUACACUAACUUAAAUAAUACUAGAUGUGAAAACAGCUGUCCCACAUUUCUUCACCUCAACAUGAUCGAGCAUCAUGUAAAGCUUAGCCAACAUUUCUGAACACCUCCAGACUGACCCUGGUGAAGGGAAGAGUCCCCAAAUCCCCACUUGGCCUCGCGCUUGUUGCUGGGAACGGAAGUCGCUGAUGAAACCGUUAUCUCAUCCACAUGUGACUCAAGACUUUUUUUCUGGUUUUAUUGACGUCUGUUUGAAUAAUUGUCUUGUACAGCUGUGACUUUUGUACUUUGAAGUGAUCACUGUUGAAUGAUAAUAAAGUUGAAUGAGUCGCAGGAGA